Molecule: messenger RNA, 708 nt
Organism: Strongyloides ratti
Lineage: Eukaryota; Metazoa; Nematoda; Chromadorea; Rhabditida; Strongyloididae
Exons: 3
Coding region: 1-708 (235 amino acids)
Source: RefSeq, a predicted model, not a curated record
AUGACUUUCAAUAUAUUAAAAAAAACACUAUCAUUUUUUAUUUUAUCUAUUAUUUUAUUAUUUUCUUUAAAAUGUAAUGCCAAAAAAGAAAAUUCAAAUAAUGAUAAGAUUUUUAAUAUAAAUGAAAAUAAAGAAGAUGACAAUAUAUAUAAUCAUAGUUUAAUUUUUGAUAGAAAUACUACAUAUUUUUGUUCUUACUAUUCAAAAUGUCUUGAUAUAUUGGAGGAAAGACAUCGAGAAUGUUUGAUGUAUUCAAAAAAAAAUGAAAAACAUAAUUCUAAAAAAUGUGAAUUAGGUAAAAAGUCAUUUCAAAAAAUGAUAAAUGGAAGUAUAUUAAGAAAAAUUGAAAUUACCAAAGAUUGUGUUAAUAAAAAUAUUUUAGAAAGUCAAAAUAUGGAUAUAAGUGAUAGGAAAAAAAAUAAAUGCAAUAAAAUUAUUAAAAAAUAUUUUGAUAACAUUAAGAUACCAAGAAAUUUAGAUACAAUAAAAGAAAAUUAUAACAAAGGAAAAGACAAGAUAAAAAAACCACUUAAACAAAUUCGUAGAUGUUAUAAAACAAAAAAAUUUUGGCAAAAACAAUGCUAUACACUAUCAAAAUGUUGUUCAAUUGGUAAAAAAUGUGAAAUGGGAAAUGGUAAAUUUAAAAAGAUCAAGUUAACUAAAGAACGCAAAAAUUUAGAUGAUAUAACAUGCAAUGAUGACAAAUAA